AGAAAGAGAGAAAGGGGCGGUGCGUCGCGACGCAGAGGGGCGGCGAGAGACGACGACACGAGACGAGCCGAUCGCUCCUCUCGGUCGGCUCGGUCGGAGCGGAGCGGACAGGAGCGGAGCGAAGAGCGCGAAGCCCAUACCAUACCGCACACCACCAGCUUGCUCGCACGCUCGCUCGCAAUAACUCUAAAUUCGAGGCAAGAUGGCGGCCGCAGCGACGGAGGCCCCAUCCGCGCACCUCGCGCUCGCCACGGGCGAAAAGAUCCUCGUGACCGUCGAAUCCGCGCUGCCCGACAUCCUCGUGGUGUCCUUCGUCCAUGGCGCCAAGUGCUUCCAGGGUGUGCUCCUCGACGCCGCCAAGAGAGGCCUUCCCUGCGGUGUUCAACCCCCGGAACCAGUACCGGACCCCGAUGGCGACAAGCUGGCGACGAUCGCUGCGCGCUUCAGCUACUUCCAGGAACGGAAGAGCGCAUCGUCAGCGUCGUCGACCGCCGUUGUCACCAAGGUUGACCUUCGCAAGAGCAUCAAUCCGCCCGCUAGAUACAAGAAUGCAAGACCUACGGUGAGACUGAGGCCUCGUCAGGUGCUCUGUAGCAAAUGCCGAUCGAUAUGUAAUGAAAACAGCGAGAAUGUCGACGUGAGCAGGAAGCGAAAGCAUGAAGAAGCGCAGCAACAAUCGCAGCAGCUGGUUCCGGGAUCGACGAGAAGAAGUGACCGACGUUGUGGUCAACAACCGCAAAAAACACAGCGAACGCUGUUAUCGGAAUGUCAGACGGAAAAUUCGAUCUCCAAUCAAGCGACGACGAAGAUGACAACCUCGAUUGGUGCUGAUUCUUCGAAGCUGGGGGCGUCGUUAAUUCCGAAAUUAUCGAGACUGCAGCCUAAUGAGAUCAGUAACGUGAUACAAAGCUCCAAUCAAUUAUCUGACAAGAUGAAGGUUGCAGCGAGCGCGCAAUCUACGCAUUGGCCUGUUGGCAACGAGGAAGAAACAUCUUUAAGGAAUGUAUUAACGUCAUCGCACGAGCGGGUAGAAUCGUCCGCCGACUGUGACAACAAUCCUUCAAUGGCCUAUUGCGCUACGCCGAGAAGGCUAAGUAGUUCGUCGGUAGAAAGCGCAAAAGUUCCUGAGGAGGAGGAAAAGAAAACCUUUGCAGCCGCGGAUUCGACGAUGAGACUGAGAACUGGCAGAGUGCCGAGAAAAAAACGCUCGGUGGGUUCGAUGGAAGACCUCUGGGACGAAUCUGUGUUCGAGGAUCCCACGAGGAUCGCCAGAACCACGCCGGUAAUCAAGAUCUCUUUUGGCGCGCAAGGUGAAGGGACUGUACUCAAGAUACCCGCGAAACCUCAAGAUCCUGACGCUUACGAGCAGGAGACCGAUGACGCUGAUGAUACCCAACAUGAGAGAGAUCCCUUGGAAUUGGCCAGGUCCUUCGGCAACGAUUACGAGGGCGAGGAGGAUGGGCAAGAGCAAGUGGAUCCUCAGAAGCAGGGUGGUGUGGUAAAGGACGCCAGCGCAAAGGCGGCGAAACGGGCUUUAAAGAAGGCGAAAAAGGAAGCUAGGAGAAAGAUGUUGGGCGGAGUGUCACCAGCGAGAUCGCCUUGCAACGGAUCGCCAAGAUAUAAUCCCACGUACGAUCCACUCUCGUAUCACCGUCGGAAACACAAAGUGAAACAUAAAAAGAAGCAUAAGGAGGGCCGGAAACACAAAAAUCAAUCACAACAGGAACAACCGGAGUCUGAGCAACCUUGUCCGGACUCCGCGGAACAGGAACAAACGGAGCAGGAGCAACAUCAGCAGCACCAGCAAAACUGGAAUGUUUUGCCGGGCAGCGGUGAAUCGUAUAGAGCUAUCAAGGAGCAGUGCCUGAAGCAAAAACUGUCGAUAUCCUUGAAGAGGCUCAACACGAACGCGUAUGCGCGCUGCGAUUACCCCGUGAGCAACGCAUCGUCCGGUUGCAAGAGCUCCGGUGGUAGUAGCGACGAGCUGAGCGAGCACGAGCCGGAAGUAGAGACCGCGCCAGAUUUCCCACCGCAUCAGUCACAUCCUCUGGUCAUGCGCUUAGCCGCUACCCCUGUGGCACAUUGUCUCACGGCUAAUGGCAAGCGAAUGGACGUGGGCGACGUUGUCUGGGGUAAAAUCCAUGGUUUUCCCUGGUGGCCCGGCAAGGUCCUAAGUAUCACAGUGUCCUGCAAGGAAGACGGUACCUCUUCGGGUCCUCAAGCUCAUGUGGCUUGGUACGGAUCAUCAACGAGUUCGCUAAUGUCCUGCGAUCAACUGAAUCCCUUUCUGGAAGCCUUUAAAAUGCGGUAUAACAAGAAGAAGCGUGGGCCGUACAAGGAGGCGAUACGGCAGGCUCAGAAUGAGGCUCGGAGUCAAAUCACGCCUAACUCAACUAGCAGCGUGUUGAACGUUUGCGGCUCGCCCCGUGAGGUCAACGUCCUCUCCUAAGGGAAGUUUUCUGACAACCAUUCCUUACUGCCGAGCAUCCGUCGGCGUGAUAAUUGAAGCGCUCGCGGCAAGAAACUACUGACUGAAAUAUAAACGGGAAAUAAUUUUCUGAACCUUUGUAUAACAUUUUUCAUCGAUUUUACAUUUCUGUCUUUUUCAAAUUUUGCGUAUUAAUUGCAAAUAUUUUCAUAAAAUGUUGAGGGUUCAAUUGGUAGAAUUUAAACGUUUGCAUUAAAGUUUAUCGAAUUUUUAAUUCAACUGACGAUUCUCAGAUCCUGAAUCAUUUGUUUUAAAAUGUAUGAAAUUUAAAGUGUCUAAACUACAGAUCUUUGAUUAGACUAUUUUUAUACUCGAUCUUAUCGUGUAUUUUUUUAUCGUAAUAGUUGUUAUUGUUGAUCACAGUAAUGACUGAAAUCCGCUGAGAUAACGCUUUGACGUCACAUGUACAGAUCAACGAUGACUUUCCGUGAGCGCUUGCAACGACGGAUCGGAAUUGUGUAACAUAUAAAAUUUUGUACAUACCCUUUAGCGCUAAUGAAAUAGUUACUGAUCGAUGUUCUGUCAGCCAUUUGUCUCGCAAUCAAUCGCUUAGAGCUAGUCGUAAUCGGUAAUUUAAUUAUCCGAUGAACUAUCUUUUUUAGUUAAUUCGAUUUUUCGUUUCAUAAAUCACAACUUUAAUUAUAUUGUUAACAAAUAGAUAUUUUUUUAAGUCGUUGACAUGCUAUUCAAGAUUCGCAGAUUAUUUUGGGAAUUCUGAAGUUAUAGAAAUGGCAAUA
Camponotus floridanus (Florida carpenter ant) is the source of this 3225-nucleotide messenger RNA. RefSeq names its product PWWP domain-containing protein 2A. Lineage: Eukaryota; Metazoa; Arthropoda; Insecta; Hymenoptera; Formicidae. The coding region runs from base 203 to 2449 and encodes 748 amino acids. Gene Ontology annotation, cellular component: nucleus; chromocenter. The transcript is spliced from 7 exons. The record is from RefSeq and is a predicted model, not a curated record. Gene Ontology annotation, molecular function: chromatin binding.